AUGAGCUCCCGGAGUAAACGUAUACUGGAAUUGUGUAACAACACACCACAUAAAGUACCAGUGGGGUAUAUGUCUAGCAAAAAAGACAAUGUCACUAUUACUACUCCGGAUAUCAGCGAAAAAGAAAACUUCAAUAUCUUAGAUCUACCAGUAGACAUAGUCAACGAGAGUUUUAUAGAAACGUUUGGUAUGAUUGAUGCAGAAAUUCUAGAAUCAGUUGAAACUACAAGUCUAGCAGUUCCGGAGUUUGACAAUAUGGAAAUUGUUCACGGAGAAGUUUCAGAAGUCGAAGGACUAUCUGAAGCUACAAACUUUGCAGAUCCAGAAUUCGAGUGUUCAGAUAUCGUUCAAAAUCAAACUCCAGGUGUUGAGGCAGCAGCUGAAAAUGCAGGACUCGAAGUUUCAGUACUCUAA
This is a messenger RNA of Acanthoscelides obtectus, 414 nucleotides long. The record is from the annotation of a GenBank genome assembly. Lineage: Eukaryota; Metazoa; Arthropoda; Insecta; Coleoptera; Chrysomelidae.